Molecule: messenger RNA, 1604 nt
Organism: Varanus komodoensis (Komodo dragon)
Lineage: Eukaryota; Metazoa; Chordata; Lepidosauria; Squamata; Varanidae
Gene: CDC37
Product: cell division cycle 37, HSP90 cochaperone
Exons: 8
Coding region: 59-1216 (385 amino acids)
Biological process (GO): protein stabilization; protein folding
Cellular component (GO): cytoplasm
Molecular function (GO): protein kinase binding; heat shock protein binding; protein-folding chaperone binding
Source: RefSeq, a predicted model, not a curated record
UCAGAGAGGAACCGGAUAUGAGAGGCGGUGUGGAGUGAGAGGUGGUGUUGGUGGCCUUAUGAGGCGUCGCGUCAACAUGGUGGAUUACAGCGUCUGGGACCACAUUGAGGUGUCCGACGAUGAGGAUGAGACUCAUCCCAAUAUCGACACUCCCAGCCUCUUCCGAUGGCGGCAUCAGGCUCGAAUCGACAGAAUGGAACAAUUCCAUAAGGAGAAAGAGGAGGUAGAAAAAGGGUACCGAGAGUGCAGGAAGAAGCUAACUGAGUGUCAGAAGAAGAUGAAAGAACUUGAAUUGGCUGAAACAGAGGGCACCAAAAGUGAACUACCAAGGCUACAGGCUGAGGCAGAGCAUCUCAAGAAAGAGGAAAAGAGCUGGGAAGAGAAAAUGGAGGCACUCAGGAAGAAGGAAAAGAGCAUGCCUUGGAAUGUGGACACCCUUAGCAAAGAUGGUUUCAGUAAGAGUGUCUUCAAUGUUAAGCCUGAGCUUCAAGAGGAGGAGUCUGAAGAACAGAAAGAAAAGAAGCACAAAACAUUUGUGGAGAAGUAUGAGAAGCAAAUCAAACACUUUGGAAUGCUGCGGCGAUGGGAUGACAGCCAGAAAUACCUGUCUGACAACCCGCAUCUUGUGUGUGAGGAGACAGCCAAUUACUUAGUCAUCUGGUGUAUUGAUCUGGAAGUAGAAGAGAAACAUGCCCUAAUGGAGCAGGUGGCUCAUCAGACCAUAGUUAUGCAGUUCAUCCUGGAACUGGCCAAGAGCUUGAAGGUUGACCCAAGAGCUUGUUUCAGGCAAUUCUUCACUAAAAUCAAGACUGCUGACCAGCAGUAUAUGGAGGGCUUUAAUGAUGAACUAGAAUCCUUCAAAGAGAGGGUGCGAGGCCGGGCCAAGGCACGCAUUGAAAGAGCCAUGAAAGAGUAUGAGGAAGAGGAGCGACAGAAGCGGCUGGGGCCUGGGGGCCUUGAUCCAGUGGAAGUGUAUGAAUCACUCCCGUCUGAGCUACAGAAAUGCUUUGAUGUGAAAGAUGUUCAGAUGCUACAGGAUGCUAUCAGCAAAAUGGAUCCUACUGAAGCUAAAUACCAUAUGCAGCGAUGCAUUGAUUCUGGCUUAUGGGUGCCAAAUGCACGAACAGCAGAUGGAGCAGAGAAGGGCGACAAGGCUGAAGGUGUCUAUGAGGAGCUUAAAAGGGAGAGCAGUGAGGAAGACAAAGGAAACCCUUAAAGCUUUGGCCAGAUGCCUGUAAAGCAGAAAACUCCUAUCAACCACUGUCAUUCUUCCUUCCUUUCACACCAAACUAUUCAGCGAUAAUGUGCUUUAUACAUUUAGACACUUCUUGAAUUGUAUGAGCUGCUUCUUGACUGGCUCUCUUGCUUACCGCAUCACCACACACCCCCACACCCUGAGGUCCUGCAGCAUUGUCACCCGUUGGAAGUCAACAUCUUAGGUGAAGUCAUGCAGUAUUGUGCAAGCUCACGGGGGCUUGGCACGGCUGUGGUAAUCAUGCCAGUCAGUGUCGUAGUUACAAAUAUGCUGUUAUAUCUUUUUGUUUGGCAACCAGUUAAAGCUAUUGAGCAAAUAAAAAGAUUGAAAUAGCUGAGAAUGGAAUGGA